UUACUUAGUGUUAUUUCCUUUCCUUUUUCAUGAGAAUGGUACUUCAUUCAUUUGCAGGGCACAUCUUUGCUUUUGGGCUGUUCUUGUCACCUCUAGAUACGUUUCGACGUGUUAUCCGAAACCAAACAACCGAACAGUUUUCGGGUUUGCCAUAUAUAUAUGCUUUGUUGAACUGCCUCAUUUGUCUAUGGUAUGGCACCCCCCUCAUUUCCCCAAGAAACACGAUGGUCGUGACGAUCAACUCGAUCGGCGCGGUGUUUCAGUUAGUCUACAUCUUUCUCUUCAUCACAUAUGCUGAAAAGGGAAGAAAGAUGAAAAUGAUUGGAUUGUUGCUUGCAGUGUUUGCCAUUUUCAUAGCUAUUGUUGCAGGGAGCUUACAGAUAGCUAACGUCCCUUUGCGACGAAAUGUCGUCGGGAUCUUGAGUUGUGCAUCUCUCGUAUCGAUGUUUGCUUCUCCAUUGUUCAUAAUCAAUUUGGUGAUUCGAACAAAGAGUGUGGAGUUUAUGCCGUUUUAUCUCUCACUUUCGACCUUCCUCAUGAGCGUAUCGUUUUUCCUCUAUGGACUGUUCAAUUACGAUCUGUUCGUUUAUGCACCAAAUGGGAUAGGAGCUGUGUUGGGGAUAGUACAAUUGGUCUUGUACUUCUACUAUAGUCGAGUCGCUAAAGAGGAGCCUAGAGAACCUCUACUUGUAUCCUACUCGUAAAUACGUACAUUGUGUAUUUACAUAGCGAUAAUAAGGAACAGCACAGAGCAUUGGUGCAUAGUUGAGUGUUAGCCAACGAGCCGUUUUCUGGCUAUACGGUGUGUUUGUUGUAAUAUCUAUCACUCUCAUUCAUUUCUUCAGUUCAAUUGAUUUGUUUUGUUUUUUCAGCUGUCCAUCAGCUAAAUGAUAAAGAGCUUGUACUUAUUUUGGGCUUGAUCAGCUACUAUUAGCUCGUUCUUAAACGCGCUAGCAAGUAAAUAUUUGACUCGGGGGUUGAGUUGCAUGAUAUGGUAUUGGAAAGUCGAAGGUUAUUCCAUGAGUUUGUUUAUCUGGAGAAUCUCGUCUUUCAGGCUAGACUAGA
Cucurbita pepo subsp. pepo (vegetable marrow) is the source of this 1065-nucleotide messenger RNA. Lineage: Eukaryota; Viridiplantae; Streptophyta; Magnoliopsida; Cucurbitales; Cucurbitaceae. The record is from RefSeq and is a predicted model, not a curated record.